GAGCGGCGCCGCUCUGUUCUGUGCGCGGGGCGGGGGGACACGGCCAAACAAACAAUAACCCGGGUGCGUUCUGCCCGUCCUCCGCGGGACAGCGCCGCGCACUUUUGGCGCUCCACGCGUGACAAGCCCGCGGGAGGGGCGGGACCGCCGUGACACCCGGCGGUAACCGCGGCGGGGCUUCCCCCUCCGCUUCUUUCCUCUCCCCACAGCGAUUCCUGCUGAAAUGCGGCGCCCCACGCUGGCAUGAGCCCCGCCGUCGGGAGCAGCGCGCCCCGGGCACCGCCGCUUUCCCUGGCCGCAGCUCGGUGUCGGGAGGAAAGCGCUGUGGCCGCGGAGCCGCCGCUGGCGGCAGCGCCGGACGCCGGGCGAGGGACGGACGUGACUCUCCUUGUCGUGCAACAAAUUGGGACUUCGCACCAGCAGGUCCGAGUGGAGACAGGGCUUUUCUUGGAAGAGCUAAGCGCGCAGGGGAGCCUUGACCCCGGCAUGAGGCUUUUUCCCAACGCAGGGAACUGCAACCCUUCAGCACUGUCAGCUGGCACUGAUCUCCAGUAAUGCCACAGAAAUAUGAAAAUCUAAGACACCAAGUCCUCAGGUACUUGUCUCUUGCUCUGAAUGUGUUAAAAUGGAUUUGCAAAACCGGGGUCUGUUAAUUUAAGAAAGGCUAGGAGAAAGAUAAGAGAAAGAACAAGGGGUGUGGCAAGGAAAUUGCACGAAGUAACAGCUUUAAAGAAAAACUCUCUAUAGUGGAGCUUCAGACUGCCUGAGAGGAAAUAUCUGAUAUGAUAGAAUGUAUACCCAGAUUGCAGAGGGCCAAACUCCUCAUCAGCAUCACUCCUGAACGAGAGCAGCUGGGUCAGAGCUGGCCCAGCACAUCUUUUCAGAAAUUAUCUGAGAGACAGUUCUAUUUAUUGAAGUUUUCGCUCUGGUGGAGAAAUGGCAUUUGGGGACUGGAAGGAGGAGGACGACGAGUCCUGCACAUGAGCUGCUAUUGUAAUUGGCAAAGGCAAUGUAAGGCAGUCCUUUUUGUAGCUGGAUUCAAGCCAAGAACCUCUACUCACAGCUGCCAAGCCUGGCAUCCCUACUGGCUCCAGGUGCAGCGCACUGGCAACAUGGCUACAAGUGCCGUUCCCAGCGAAAACCUGCCCACGUACAAGCUGGUCGUUGUUGGAGAUGGUGGUGUGGGCAAGAGUGCUCUCACUAUUCAGUUUUUCCAGAAGAUUUUUGUGCCAGACUACGACCCAACUAUUGAAGACUCCUACCUGAAGCACACGGAAAUAGAUGGGCAGUGGGCAAUUCUUGAUGUUCUGGAUACUGCAGGCCAAGAGGAGUUCAGUGCAAUGCGGGAGCAGUACAUGAGGACUGGAGAUGGUUUCCUCAUCGUCUACUCGGUGACAGACAAGGCCAGCUUCGAGCACGUGGACCGGUUCCACCAGCUGAUCCUGAGAGUCAAGGACAGGGAGUCUUUUCCAAUGAUUUUGGUGGCAAACAAAGUUGAUCUAAUGCACUUAAGGAAAAUUACAAGAGAACAGGGGAGAGAAAUGGCAACAAAACAUAACAUUCCUUAUAUAGAAACCAGUGCCAAGGACCCACCUCUGAACGUGGACAAGGCCUUCCAUGAUCUCGUGAGGGUAAUAAGGCAACAGAUCCCAGAGAAAAGUCAGAAGAAGAAGAAAAAGACCAAAUGGCGAGGGGACAGAGCCACGGGCUCCCACAAACUCCAGUGUGUGAUUUUGUGACAGGACACCCUGGGAGUGCCUUGGAUGCCUCCCUCCUCCCCUCCUGACCCCCCAGCAGCCCGGGUGAGGAGCUGCAGCUCGAUGCUGAUGCCCACAGGGCCCCGUGGCCCCCGGGCUCCUACGGCGGCUCAGACACGGAGCGGGCGGCUCAAAGGGUCCGGACCCUGGAGAGGAGCUGCGCGUCAGGGCCAGCGUGGGAGCUGUGCCAAUGGGAGGCAGAAGGGAUCAGCAGGACCUCAACUCUCAAACAUCCCCAGCACCUUCCAGGGGCCUCCAUGAUGUUUAUAAAAACAAAAAAAAAAGCCGAGGCAGAAGUUAAAAAAAAAAGUGUUGGUUUUAUCUGCAAACAUUUCUCUUUGUGACCCAUUUCUGAACAGCCUUGAAUAGCCCCCCUAUUUGGUAUAGUUGUCUGUGUGUGUGGGGGAAGGGAAAAGGGUUUUUCUUUCUCUUAAUUUUUUUUUGUCCUCUUCUUCCUUUUUGUUGUUUGCUCAGCAAGUGUUGGGUUGCAAAGAAACAACGGUCAGGCUUAGAUUUUUUGCACUGGACUCUCUCUUGGGCAGCAGUGCCAAAACACAGCUUCAUAUGAAAGUGCAUAGAUUUGGAGGAAGAAAAUUAAUUCCAGCUGCUCUGGGUGCUCCAGACAUUGUGUCAGACUCUGGAGGGUUGCCAGCUCACAGACCAUAAAACUCCAGUUUAGGAAAGGAGGUUUGGGCUUGGAUUAUAUAUUUUUUUUCUUACCCUUUGUCAAGAGGUUUUGUUUCUGUUUUGUAACUUCGGACAUGUCAAACUUAAGACAUUUUGUUAACCUGGAAGUAUUUAAAUUAAAGUAAUUUACAAAUGGAAGGGUAUGUCAUUUUUGGGGGAGGCGGGUGGAGGGGAAGGGAGAAAGGAAGUAAAAUCUGAACUGAAUU
Messenger RNA from Camarhynchus parvulus, 2650 nucleotides. RefSeq names its product muscle RAS oncogene homolog (gene MRAS). The record is from RefSeq and is a predicted model, not a curated record. Gene Ontology annotation, cellular component: plasma membrane. The transcript is spliced from 11 exons. Gene Ontology annotation, biological process: signal transduction. NCBI's taxonomy places the organism in Eukaryota, Metazoa, Chordata, Aves, Passeriformes, Thraupidae. Bases 783 to 1739 code for a protein of 318 amino acids. Gene Ontology annotation, molecular function: GTP binding; GDP binding; GTPase activity.